This is a messenger RNA of Gongylonema pulchrum, 195 nucleotides long. The record is from the annotation of a GenBank genome assembly. Lineage: Eukaryota; Metazoa; Nematoda; Chromadorea; Rhabditida; Gongylonematidae.
UUGGUAGUGCCUACUCGAGCUCGAGCAUCGCGCGAUCGUAGCCGACGUGGCGCGUCACGUCGAUUACUGAAAGCGCCAACUCGAGUAGCAGUCAGUGCACCGGUAACGCCCAUCAAUUAUCGUUUGAAACAAGCGACGGAUGAGGAUGAUGGAGUGGGCAUAUGUGCCAGCGCCAAGAAGGUCCUCAUUCAUUGA